This is a messenger RNA of Cuscuta campestris, 1578 nucleotides long. NCBI's taxonomy places the organism in Eukaryota, Viridiplantae, Streptophyta, Magnoliopsida, Solanales, Convolvulaceae. The record is from the annotation of a GenBank genome assembly.
AUCUAAAUAUUUUCAUCUUAAACUUUUCAGGCUGUGGCGAGGUGUCUCCCGCAAACUAAUGAGGGUUUUACACAUUUUGGUGAAGGGGCAAGAAGUUUUCUACUGACAUUUACAAAUAUGUUGCCGGAAGAUGGCCGUUACAUGACUUCCGUAGAUUUAUACUCUGAAUUGGAAAAAGGAGUCCAGCCAUGAGUAAAAUUCCACCAUCAAUCCUCCGCCAGCCACCGCCGCCUCGCUCGCGGAUGGCCGCCAUCAACGAAGAUGAAGGAAACACAGAGAUGGCUGAGGGCAAUUGUACUCGAACUUUUUAUCUAAGGAGGUGUAAAAGGAAGAGGUUAACGGGCAUGGAGUCUCUACCUGAUGAAUUGCUGUUUGAAGUUCUGGUGCGUCUCCCAGCUCAAGAUAUUUAUGACCCGGCAAGGCUUGUUUGCCGGAAGUGGUACCAUAUGAUCCAUACCCAUAAUUUCAUCUAUGCACACCUUCAGCAUACAACAUAUGGGCUUCUCUUCCAAUGUACGCGCAAAGAUUCAUUUUUUAUGGCUGUGCGAGAAGGCCGAAUUGAGAUAUCAAAGUUCAAGUACAAGUUUAGAUACGAAGUUAAGACUAGUUGCAACGGAUUGUUGUUGGAAUUUGAAGAGUGGAACCAUAAUAAUGCUUAUAUUUCGAAUCCUGCUACAAGUCAAAUCUUUGUUCUCCCUCCAAAGGUCGGUGGGCUAGUAAGGUAUGGAAUAGGAAUAGCAUAUGCUGCAGCUACCAUGGAGUAUAAAGUGGUCAUGCCAUAUCCUGUUCUGCCAAACUCAAAAGGAUUAUGCUAUAUAUUAACUGUUGGAGUUGAUAACUCUUGGAGGACUGUCCGUACGGAACACUUAUCUUACGAAGCUAUGCGAGCAUUUAUUGCUCCUCCAUUACUUACUGAAGGUUUUGUGCAUUGGUGCUCUGCUCGUGACGAUGGAGUGUUGACUUUGAAUGCUGAGACUGAAAUUAUCAAGGAGACUCCUGCCCCUGUCCCAAGACCAGUUCUUGAAGGAGGUAGAAGUAGGAAUAUCUUUUUGUCCGCAGGAAGGUAUCUUUCCAUGUUCGUUUUUUGUGAAGAAUUUUUUUGGGAUGUUUGGGAGAUGAAGCCAGAAACUGGGGAAUGGAGAAAGGUGCGUAGCAUUUCCUUGGAUGCCGAAAGAGCACAUUUAAACGAGUAAUCGAUUUUAGACCUUAUGAAUUUGUGGUUCCAGUUGGUUGGUUGAAGUACCUAGAGGUAUUGGUCUUGGGUGUGUCUAGUGGAAGGCGUUUCGUUUUUAUAUACAAUCUUCUUGCACAGGAAAUGGAGACAAUGGAGUUACCCACCCUGCGUUGUAAUUACUCGAUUGUAAAGCAUAAGAACAGCCUGGUAUGGUUGGGUGGAUCAUAGCGCUAUGUGCUCUUUCUUUCUGCCAUGCCAUUCUACUCCCAUGUUAAUUAUCAUUUGUGUUGUUUUUUGUAAUUUGGUAAACUAUGCAUAUACUCUGUAUCAUUUGUGUUGUUUUUUGUAAUACUAGUAUUUUGACCCGUGCAAUGCACGGGGUUAAACAAAUGUAUUGAAGAGAU